Messenger RNA from Labrus bergylta (ballan wrasse), 441 nucleotides. The record is from RefSeq and is a predicted model, not a curated record. NCBI's taxonomy places the organism in Eukaryota, Metazoa, Chordata, Actinopteri, Labriformes, Labridae.
UGCCAACCGACAUAAAACCUCAAAGAAGAAGAAGUCGCAGCCUGGUGACGCACAAAGAGUGUGUGCUGUGUUGAGUCUGACAGAAACAACGAAACUGUUUCUAAGAAGUUCACAGUUUUUACUUUAUUAUAGAAAGACAAAACAUCAACCGGUUCAUUCAUGAAUAUCAUGUUGAUGUUCAGCUAAAUGGAAGAUACAUCUCCAUGACAACAGUCUCACUCUGUUUCACACACCUCUCUCUGUGAUGGCUUCAGAGGAUGAAAUCAGUCUGCUGGUCGUCGUGGUGGAUGUGAAUCCGCUGUGGUGGGGACAACAGGCUCAACGUGAACCAGAGUUCACCCUGUCUAAGUGUGUGGAUGCAGUCAUGGUGAUGGGAAACGCUCACAUGGCGAUGGCCAGGACGAACAAGCUGGCUGUCAUUGCGAGCCACUGUCAAGACAG